AUGUCAUUUGCAAGGCACUUGUCAACAUCCACUCGCCACCAAAUCAACAAAAAGCCCUUGCUGCGCCCUUGGUUCUAUCAUCACAAAUACCAGGACUCGCCUGCUAAUGGCGAGUUUGAUUACAACAGUGGAAAGGGAGACUAUUUCUUUGGAAAGCCAUACUUCGUGCACAACAAGGCGAAAGACAUCUUCUACGAGCAAAUUGGCUGGAUCAAUUCAACCCAUACUUCCGUCAAAGUAGUCUUGCUCAAGGAUUUAGUCUACGAAACUGACGAAGAAGGAACCCAAGCAUCGGGCACUGUUGGCGAUGUUAUUUCGCUAACAAAGGAUAUGGGCCGAGCGAUGGUCAACAAUCUUGAUGCUCUUUAUGCGACGCCUGAAAAUAUAAAAUUCGUCGAAAGCACGACCGAUUCGACCGGUCAAACCAAAGAACAACUUGCUUUGAAGAAGAAGUAUUCCUGGCUUGAACUUGCGGACUUAUUCAUUGAUUUCAAAGCAGGAUCCGGCUGGACGGUGACAGAAGAGACUAUCGCACGAAGACUUCUUGUCUGUAAUAAAAUUGUUGUACCAGCGGAAAAUAUAACUGUUCUCGACGAUUCACUCGUCAGGCUCGGCGAUGUGGAGCCAAGGGGCGUUUUGAAAAUAUCUAUUGCUUAUGAUGGAAAUGUCUCUUCCAUAGAAAAGUCUAUUGAAAUUUGCCCCGCUGAAUAA
Oikopleura dioica is the source of this 711-nucleotide messenger RNA. NCBI's taxonomy places the organism in Eukaryota, Metazoa, Chordata, Appendicularia, Copelata, Oikopleuridae. The record is from the annotation of a GenBank genome assembly.